AUGAUUGGCAAACUGACCAUGGUCAAUUCCCCUGUGAUCUGUGUGGACGCUUUUACAAAUACAAGCACAAUCUGCAUCGUCACAAGAAGUAUGAGUGCAGCCAAGAACCCAAGUUCUGGUGUACCUUCUGUCCUUAUAAAGCCAAGCAGAGGACUUCGCUUCAAAGUCAUUUGGUUCAUAGACAUUCACAACCUAUCUCUACAUAUCUGUGACAACUGUGGCAAACAAUACAAGUGGGAUACAAGUCUUAUGAGACACAAACGUCUGGAGUGUGGCAAAAGUCCGCAGUUUGCUUGUCACAUCUGCGACUACAAGACUAAACACAACAAUUCACUCAAGAAACAUCUCGCAAACAGAAUAGGGAGCUUAGAUUGCUUGGACCUUAAAGUUGACUCGACGUGUCAUCUUUUGUCAAAAACAGAAGUUCAAGGCAAUGACGAAGCUAAUGAUGACCGGGGAGAGGUAUUCAAGUGUGAUAGUUGUUCCCGCAGCUAUCGUUGGGUGAAGAGUCUGCUUCGUCACAAGAGGUUAGAGUGCGGCAAACUUCCGCAGUUCGGCUGCGACUUCUGCGACUACAGAACAAAACACAGAAGUUCACUGAUCAAACAUACUGCACUCAAGCAUGGGAUGCUUCAGAAAAAUUGA
This is a messenger RNA of Macrosteles quadrilineatus (aster leafhopper), 645 nucleotides long. Its product is annotated as zinc finger protein 729-like. Gene Ontology annotation, biological process: regulation of transcription by RNA polymerase II. Lineage: Eukaryota; Metazoa; Arthropoda; Insecta; Hemiptera; Cicadellidae. Gene Ontology annotation, cellular component: nucleus. Bases 1 to 645 code for a protein of 214 amino acids. Gene Ontology annotation, molecular function: RNA polymerase II transcription regulatory region sequence-specific DNA binding; DNA-binding transcription factor activity, RNA polymerase II-specific. The record is from RefSeq and is a predicted model, not a curated record. The transcript is spliced from 5 exons.